AUAUUCAUUCAUGUCAGAAAGAAGAGGUGAUCGAACAUUGUCAGGUUACUGUCAGCACUUACUCAAAACAGAAAAACCAGAACACACCAAAAUAAAUUAAAAAAAAUUCCAAAAAUCUAAAAAUCUCCAGAAAAACAAUUAGACACAAAACGGUAAACACUUUCACUCUCUUCUUCUUCUUCUACUUAAAUUUGAUCAAUAGCAACAGUGUCGCUUCAAUUUGUUCUGGUUUUGGCUUUUCGAAAUUGGAAGCAACAAAUGCUAGAAAUGUGCUUCUGCUUUUCCUUGAAUCGUUUUCAGGAAGCUAGGUGUUUGGAUUGGAUGGGCGGCAGAACUGCAAAUUAUCACGAGAACAGUGAUUACUAGUAACUGUAUUACUCUUACUUUGAACUAUAAUGUCAUCUGCCAGCCUAGGAAAUGGGGGAGUUGGAAGCUCUAGGUCUGUUAAUGGCUUCAAGAGUUCAUCUAGUUCAGUUGACUGGCUAGGGAGAGAGAUGCUUGAGAUGAGAUUGAGGGAUAAGGUGGACCACGAUGAGGACAGAGAUAGUGAACCGGAUGUAAUUGAUGGUGUGGGUGCUGAAGCAGGACAUGUCAUAAGAACCACAAUUGGUGGUAGAAAUGGUCAAUCUAGACAGACAGUCAGUUAUAUAGCAGAGCAUGUGGUUGGAACUGGUUCAUUUGGUGUUGUCUUUCAAGCAAAAUGUAGGGAAACUGGAGAAAUUGUUGCUAUCAAGAAAGUUCUCCAAGACAAGCGAUAUAAGAACAGAGAGUUACAGAUUAUGCAGAUGUUGGAUCAUCCAAAUAUUGUUUCUCUUAAGCACUGUUUCUUUUCAACAACAGAUAAGGAAGAGCUUUAUCUAAAUCUGGUACUCGAAUAUGUUCCUGAAACUGUCAAUCGUAUUGCAAGGAACUACAGCAGAAUCAACCAAAGAAUGCCUUUAAUAUAUGUCAAACUCUAUACCUAUCAGAUCUGCAGGGCACUUGCCUAUAUACACAAUUGCAUUGGUAUUUGUCACCGUGACAUCAAGCCUCAGAACUUACUGGUGAAUCCUCAUACACACCAGCUAAAACUUUGUGAUUUUGGGAGUGCAAAAGUGCUGGUAAAAGGAGAACCCAAUGUCUCUUACAUCUGCUCAAGAUACUACCGUGCUCCAGAACUGAUAUUUGGUGCUACUGAAUACACAACUGCUAUUGAUAUAUGGUCUACAGGUUGUGUAAUGGCUGAGUUGCUACUUGGACAGCCUUUAUUUCCCGGUGAAAGUGGAGUUGACCAAUUAGUUGAGAUCAUUAAGGUUUUGGGAACUCCAACUAGGGAGGAGAUUAAGUGCAUGAAUCCAAACUACACUGAAUUUAAAUUUCCACAAAUAAAGCCUCAUCCCUGGCACAAGGUCUUCCAAAAGCGUUUACCCCCCGAAGCAGUGGAUCUUGUCUGUAGGUUUUUCCAGUACUCUCCCAAUUUGAGAUGCACUGCUUUGGAAGCAUGCAUCCACCCAUUCUUUGAUGAAUUAAGGGAUCCCGACACUCGUCUUCCCAACGGCCGCCCUCUUCCUCCACUAUUUAAUUUUAAAGCUCAAGAGCUCUCAGGCAUACCACCGGACAUUGUCAAUCGACUCAUUCCAGAGCAUGCUCGUAAGCAGAAUUUAUUUAUGGCUUUGCACACCUAGUAACUGUAACAAAAUAUUUGCUUGUGCUCGCCGUCCACAUUACUGCCUUAUAUCUAAAUUUGUAAAAAUCCUUCACUUUUAUGGUCUUUUGCUUCUUUAAUGUGAGUGUGUUGCAAGAGUUUAUAUAGGGACAAUCUGGGAAACCUGAGGCUUUGAGUUUGCUGUGCUGGUAAAGGUGAUUUUUUGUUGUUACAUGAGAACUAUAGUUUAUGAUGUAUAUUUAUAAAGGAUUUAUGUUAUAGGGGUAUUUUAGUAAUAUGAAAUAUUUGAGAAUUUUUAUAUA
This is a messenger RNA of Jatropha curcas, 1947 nucleotides long. RefSeq names its product shaggy-related protein kinase kappa. Gene Ontology annotation, molecular function: protein serine/threonine kinase activity; ATP binding. NCBI's taxonomy places the organism in Eukaryota, Viridiplantae, Streptophyta, Magnoliopsida, Malpighiales, Euphorbiaceae. Gene Ontology annotation, cellular component: nucleus; cytoplasm. Gene Ontology annotation, biological process: cell differentiation; signal transduction; peptidyl-threonine phosphorylation. The record is from RefSeq and is a predicted model, not a curated record.